Molecule: messenger RNA, 4398 nt
Organism: Heterotrigona itama
Lineage: Eukaryota; Metazoa; Arthropoda; Insecta; Hymenoptera; Apidae
Source: the annotation of a GenBank genome assembly
AUCUAUCUUGCGUGGAAUAUAUACUAAAUGAAGUAAAUACUAAGGUGUAUGUAAUAUAAGUUUCUCUAUGUAUAUAUUUUUGUAUACACGAUUUUGUAAAACAACGUUUGUUGAUGUUUGUAAAUCCAUGUUAUACGUCGAUGUUCCAAGUUAAAUGUGAAUCAGUGCGAGCGAUGCUGAAGAAUACCACGAGUCAUUCUGUUUCGUUCAUGAUUUGUCAAUUUCAAACAUCUCGAAAUUUCGAGCCUUGUUGUUCUUUUCUUUCAUCUUGUACCUCAGUGAAAACAGCUACCGCUUCAACCAAGCAAUUGUUUCCAGAAAGAUUUAGGCUGUCGAGCUUCCGAAAUGCUUUAUAAAAAAGAUAAUCUUGUACCAUACCAAUUCAAAAAUUUGCGAUAGGAAAUGUCUUACAGUGAUGGCGGGCGUCCAAUACGAAAGUACGGCACCAAGUCGCCAAAAAAGUUAUGCGUGACCAAGAAUGAAAAUAACGAUAAAACAACAACUACCAUUAACUGCAAUAAUCAUCACCAUAAUCAUUACCAUCAUAAUCAUCGCUUUCUCGAUACCCCUCAGCCAUCAGUGCACAAACGUAAUCUCUAUAUUGUUUCUUUCCCUUUGAUACUGCUGUUCAAUGUUCUGAGGACACUUCUUUAUCAGUUGUUUGUGGUAUUUAAGUACUUAUAUACAUCUACAUCUCAGCUGAUUCAACGAAGACAAGCUUCCAAGCAAACCUGUCAGCUGGAGAUUGUAGUUGGUCAAAAGUCUAAUGAAAAUUUGAGUAACAAUUUAAAUAAUACUGGACAAACUGAAAACGAGGGAAUGUCGCAAGUGCCUAGAAGGCCAAUUGGCCCUGGCCCUGGAGAUCCGUUACUGGCAAAACAAAAACAUCAUCAUCGUAGAGCUUUUGAAUUUAUUAGUAAAGCACUUAAGAUUGAUGAGGAUAAUGAAGGUCAAAAAGAAAUGGCAAUUGAACUUUAUAAGAAAGGAAUUGGAGAACUAGAGAAAGGAAUAGCUAUAGAAUGCAAUGGUGGUCGAGGGGAAGUAUGGGAACAUGCACAAAGACUUCAUGAUAAAAUGCGCACUAAUUUGGCAAUGGCAAAGGAUAGACUUGACUUUCUUGUGAGUGUGUGUGAGCUGAAAAACCUGGAUAUCUGCAAUGAAUAUCGUGCUCCUGGAAAUAAAAUGGACAACGAACAUCCUGAAAAGAAUCUGAGGGUCCGACGCAAUAUACACACAUUACAAACAACUCGAUCUUCUUUAAACACAAAUCACAUUAAAAACACAAACAGUACACAAACAGUGAACAUAGGGCAGAAUACAUGUACCCAAAUUCCCAAGUUAAGGCCACGUUCACCAAAAAACUAUUCUGCCCAUUCUGAAGCAUCUGGAAGAAAAUUAUCUGUUCCUGGAAAAAGGGUGGGCACAGCUAUAAGCAAAAGUCAAACAUUACCACGCAGCAUGGGACGUUCAACGCCAGUACAAUCUUGUCAUAGAAUUACACCUAUUAAACCAUCAUCUACACCACCUUCUGUAAAAAGACAGUUAUCAGUACCUGGAAAUGGCUCACCUAUUAGAAGACCAGGAACACCUACUACAUCAAAUAGUAAUAGAGGGACACCUACAAGAAAACUACCUAUUUUAAAAGGGAUAGAUCCAAAACUUGCACAAGUAAUUUUAGAUGAAAUUUUGGAAGGAGGAACAGCAGUACAUUGGGAGGACAUUGCUGGUCAAGAAACUGCAAAGCAAGCAUUACAAGAAAUAGUCAUCUUGCCUUCAUUAAGGCCAGAAUUAUUUACUGGCUUGCGAACGCCAGCUAGAGGAUUAUUGUUAUUUGGUCCACCAGGAAAUGGAAAAACAUUACUUGCACGUGCUGUGGCUACUCAGUGCAAUGCUACAUUCUUUUCAAUAUCUGCUGCUAGUCUUACAUCGAAAUAUGUUGGAGAAGGAGAAAAAUUAGUACGAGCACUUUUUGCUAUAGCACGAGAAUUACAGCCAUCUGUGAUCUUUGUUGACGAAGUGGAUUCAUUGUUAAGCGAACGUAGAGAUAAUGAACAUGAAGCUUCACGGCGAUUAAAGACAGAAUUUUUGGUCGAAUUUGAUGGUUUGCCGUCUAAUCCAGAAGAAAGAGUGUUGGUUAUGGCUGCCACAAAUAGACCUCAAGAAUUAGAUGAAGCUGCAUUACGGAGAUUCACAAAACGAGUAUAUGUUACAUUACCAGAUUUGCGAACAAGAAUUUUGUUACUAAAACGACUUUUAGCUAAACAUAAUGAUCCUUUAACACCGGAAGAGCUAAAUGAAAUGGCAGUUUUAACUGAGGGCUAUUCUGGAAGUGAUUUAACAGGUUUAGCAAAAGAUGCAGCACUUGGUCCCAUUAGAGAACUUAAUCCAGAUCAAGUAAAGGAAUUGGAUCUUAAUUCCGUUCGCAAUAUUACAAUGCAAGAUUUUCGUGAUUCACUUAAAAGAAUUCGUAGAUCAGUGUCACCUGCAAGUUUGGCAGCUUAUGAAAAGUGGAGCUUCGAAUAUGGUGACGUAAGUCUAUGAUUCUUUGAUGUACAAGGCUACACUGAAAUAUCUUACACUAAAAUAUCGGCACAUUUCAAAAAAAAAAAAACAAGAAAAAAAUCUUAAUGACGGAAAAUAAAAGCGAUUUUCUGCGAUAUUAAUUAUUACAGAAUGUAAAUAUAGCAGCUUUUACAUUUUCUAAGCUAAUUUAUAAAUGACAUCUAUAUAUAAAAAGAAAAUUAUGAUAUUGCAAAAAGCACUCUUGCUAAGUACUGUUUUUUAAAUCAUAUUACAGCAGUAACACUGUAAUAUUAAUAGCUUUAUACUACAUAUAUGGAUACAUUCUAUACUCCAUCCAGUAAUCAGGUAUCAUAGAUUUAAAUUUCACUCUAAACAUGUUGAUAUUAGAAUUCCGACGUUUGUAAUUAUAUGAUCUAUAUAGAUUUUUGUAACUUUUUUAUUUUACAUUUAAACAAACCAUGAACUUUAAUUUUAUUAAAUUAUAAUUAAUUAUUCAUUUUUUUGUUAUGGGUUAAUGAGUAUAAAUUAUUCUAACAAUAUAAAGAAGGAUAUAAUUCUAACAAUAUGCAUUUUGUAAUAUUUAAUUACUAUUCAAGCACAAUUGAUUUGAAUAAUAUUAAUAGGAAGACUAUAUUUGCACAUGAAACAACUCACGUCCAGUCAGAUAAUAAAACAAUUAAUUAAUGUAUUGGGUAUACACAUGAACUACUGUUGUCGAAUAAGCUAAAAAAAUAAAUGAAUAUCUUGGUCUUGUACAAGCAUGUGCUAAAAGUAAAGUAUGCAAAUAGAAUCGUUGUGGGCAUGUGAAUUUUGUAAAAAUGACAAAUUGCGCAUUGUAUAACAAUUUGGAGGAAGUAUUGCAAAUAUUAUUCUUGUUAUGUUUGGUAACAUUUCAAAUAUUCGUUUGAUAAUUGUUAAAAUAAAGUUAUAUAAUUAAGAUCUCUUAACAGGGGAUAUCAUGCUUGUCAAAUUAUAUAUCAAUUCCUGAUUUGAUGAGAUUUCUAUGAGACAACGAACUGGAAUUAUAUAUUUGAACUUUGAAAAAUUAAAAAUAUUUAUUAUUUAUAAGUGAAUAUCGGUAAAAAAUUAAUGUUAUAAUAAAAGUAUGCUACAAGAAGAAGUUGCAUAUAUAAAAGUUUUUGAUAUUCAUCUACUGCUUCAAAUGCUCAAAUAAAAAGUGAUUGUGCUUGUACAAUAUAAUCACUGAUUUAAAACCAUAUUUUGCAAAACUGUAAUAUUAAGCUUCGACAUUAAUUCAAUAUUGUUUCAAUUUGAAGUUAUUAGUUAAUAAUAAUUCUUAAUUUUGCUCAAUGUAUAUUUCUUCAUAAGAGAAGCGUGGAAUGAUCAUUUCUUCACGUAGUAAAUCAUUACGAUUUUUUCCAAUGAUAAUGCAACGAGUUGAAGCUUCUCUUGUAUAAUCAGUAGUUAAUAUUGACUUAUAGUAUAGUAUAAUCCAUGCGUAGUAUAUUACGUAAGGAUUGAAAUAUUUAUUUUAUAUUUGUCAUGUAAUGAAAAAAUGAUUGUUCGUUUCACUUGUUAGAAUUUUUAAUACGAGUUACGACCGAUGCACUCAUAGAAAAGUGGUAGUAGCUGUAAAAAAUAUAAAUUUGCGCAAAGUUGCGCACUUCUUUCUAUUGAACAUGCGAACAUAACUAACAACAUAAAUAAUGCCAAAGUUCAAUCUCAGCAUUGUAUUAGUAUAUAAAUGUAUUAAGUUUAAUAUAUGUAUUACAGAAUGCGAUAUGUAAUUAAUUUUGUUUGAAAAAAUUAUGGACUGUUAAGUUAAUGUUAAAGCUGUUUAUGUUGCGACAGUAUAGUAUGAACUGUAUUUAAAGUUUUGGCCAUAUGUAAAGUAUUCUUUUUUUUUUUUUUUUU